Messenger RNA from Pistacia vera, 741 nucleotides. RefSeq names its product WAT1-related protein At5g40240-like. NCBI's taxonomy places the organism in Eukaryota, Viridiplantae, Streptophyta, Magnoliopsida, Sapindales, Anacardiaceae. The record is from RefSeq and is a predicted model, not a curated record. The coding region runs from base 62 to 640 and encodes 192 amino acids. The transcript is spliced from 4 exons. Gene Ontology annotation, molecular function: transmembrane transporter activity. Gene Ontology annotation, cellular component: plasma membrane.
UAAAAAGUUAGAAUUAAGGUUCUGAAAGAUCUGAGAAUUAAGGAAAGGAAGAGAAAGGAAGAUGGACAGGGGCGAUUUAUGGAAGGAGAUAUUACUCUUCGCAGCCAUGGUUAGUUUAGAGUCCGCCAAUGUUGGCGUCAACGUAAUCUACAAAGCAGCUACUUUGAAAGGGAUGAGCUAUUAUGUCUUCAUCUUCUACUCUUAUGCUAUUGGCACGCUCGUUCUCCUCCCGGUUGCCCUCUUCUUUCGUAGAACUUCAAGGCUGCUUCCAUUAAUCAAGUUUCCUCUUAUUUCUAGAAUCUGCUUCCUCGGCCUUAUUGGGUGCUUAGCUCGGAUAUUUAGCUAUAAGGAAAUAGCUUACAGCUCUCCGACUCUUGCUUCAGCCAUGAGCAACCUCACUCCUGCUUUUACCUUCAUUCUUGCAGUCAUUUUCAGUAUCAAUAUCAGGUGGUGGUUCUUUAUAAAGGCCCAACAAUAUUGUCCUCAUCUUAAACACAAUCACUGUCACUUCAACGGCCUCUUGCCUCCUCACAGUCAAAUUGGGUCCUCGGCGCCUUUUUGCUUGCCGCUGAAUACAUACUCUUUUCAUUCUUUUACAUUAUCCAGACGGAUGUGCUUAAGAUGUACCUAUCAAAUUUAGAAGUAGUGUUCUUCUGCAACUUGAGUGCAACCAUCAUAGCCGUGCCCACAUGUUUCAUGGGUGUUGUGUGUGAUUUUUCGAUCAAGCUCUGAGAAUUACGA